AUGACCGAGGGCGAGCCACCACCCAGAACUUCAACAUCUUCUUCACCAAUUCCAUCCACAUCCACAUGUCCGAUUACUGUUACGUGCGAUUCGGAAUCAGAUGAUUCCACGUGUCCCUCAUCAAUCUCAUCACAAAUUUCUUCAUUUUUAACACUCGAUUUCGAUAAACUCUCACUAGAUUCCGAUCUUUGCGAAGGUCGAUACGAUCAGAAUCGUCGGACCCCAGGCCCGCAAUCACCGACUUGGAUUACUCAUAAUAUGCCACCUAUAGCUGAAAAUGCUCAAUUUUAUCGCUCGACAUCGCAGAAGUACGGCAGGUUUUCACCGUACGAAGUACCCAUCAAAUUACGACGCCGUCGGAAGACACAGAAUAUAUCAAAAACGAAGCCAACAGAUAUCGAGAUUUUGCUGAAAAUCAAGUUAAAAGGAGACGUCGAACCACUCCGAAUGUGCAUAUUUGAUAAAGAACAAAUAUUGCCAAAACCAUGUAGUGUCCAAGCAGCUCGUCCUCCAUCGCCUGUCACGGAAACGGAGGAAGUCGAUGAACUUUCAGAAUACUUUACUCAUUUUGUUCGUGUUGAGCUCAAAAUGUCAUCUUUGGCCGAAUCGAUGUACGUCUGA
Caenorhabditis remanei is the source of this 621-nucleotide messenger RNA. RefSeq lists its product as uncharacterized. Lineage: Eukaryota; Metazoa; Nematoda; Chromadorea; Rhabditida; Rhabditidae. Gene Ontology annotation, biological process: cellular response to hydrogen peroxide. The transcript is spliced from 4 exons. The record is from RefSeq and is a predicted model, not a curated record. The coding region runs from base 1 to 621 and encodes 206 amino acids.